ACGUCGAUGAAUGUCCAAAUCUUGGCUGAAAGCUCAAGCAUCUUGUCAACUUCUGCUUCGAAAGGUGGUGUUGAUUGCAACUGAAGCCGUUCCAAUAGUGGCUCGCGGAGUUGACUUCUUGAAUGGGUGUCAAAUAACUCUUGUUCAAUACUGAUUGUAGAAAUAAUGUCGGCAUAGCUCCUUUCCUUGAGAAAGGGCUCCUCUGACUGCUUGAAGUCAAAGAAAUAGGUCUCUUGAUAAAAAUUGAGGAACUCAGUGUACUUGUUCGAAAUUUCUGCGUCUGUUGGCAUGACACCCCGGAUGACCUUGAUGACUUCACGUUUUGCAUCGUCAUCGAGGGUGACUGGGCCCCUUUUGGAAGCGUCCAGGGCAGUUUCUAUCCCCGGCGAUAUUUUCACUUAUGAGGAUGUCAAGACAUAUUCUGGCGCUCCGAUUUUCCUUGAAAUCCAAGUCGGAGAUACAACUUAUCGGAGACCUGCAACCUUGGGUGGUCUGCUCGAUGUUGGUGGUUCGAUUUACGGGCUUAUGGUUGCACAUGCAGCUUCUAAGGAUUAUUUACACGACUUGGGCUCCUCUGGGAAGCCGAUGUCGUACGUACAUUAUGACGAUAAGUACGAGAUUCCCGAGGACAGGGAGGAUUUGGACCUUAAACAACCUUUAUCGGAUGCGGCUACUGGUUCUGAUACAGCAUCAACUCGGGGCCGGCUACAUGAUGUUCAAGAAUGGCUCUCGUCUUCUAGGAUGGUCUGGCCCAGACUAAAUCCCUCGUUCGACGUUUCAAGGGACGGAACAGGCCACUCUCCUAGGAGGCUAGGAUCAAUUCGUCAUAUCUCUUCAAACUUCGACAGAGAUCUAUUCGAUUGGGCAAUUGUCGAAUUGGAUACUUCAAGCUUCGCUGCUCGCCAGGUGAACAGAUUGAUUUAUUCAGCUACAGGGUGGUUGGAAAUUCCCAUUUCAUCCAAGUUGGCCUUGCAGCCAGGACCCAGAAGUGCUAUCGUAGCAGCAACUGGGUCCAGUGGUUAUGUCAAGGGCUAUCUUUUCUCUACUCCUGUACUCUUUCAGAUGGAGCCAGGAAGAUCUCCCUUGCAAGCCAGGGAAGUGGUAUUUGAGAAAGAACUCAAGCUCGGAUUCUGGGAUGUUGCCAUGCGAGUUAUCGGCCGAUUGAUGUCUUUCGAUAUGUUCAUGGCUAUUGCCGGUAUUUUUCUGACGGCCACCUGA
This is a messenger RNA of Talaromyces stipitatus ATCC 10500, 1218 nucleotides long. RefSeq lists its product as uncharacterized. The coding region runs from base 289 to 1218 and encodes 309 amino acids. The transcript has 3 exons. Lineage: Eukaryota; Fungi; Ascomycota; Eurotiomycetes; Eurotiales; Trichocomaceae. The record is from RefSeq and is a predicted model, not a curated record.